Molecule: messenger RNA, 3039 nt
Organism: Branchiostoma belcheri (Belcher's lancelet)
Lineage: Eukaryota; Metazoa; Chordata; Leptocardii; Amphioxiformes; Branchiostomatidae
Product: dolichyl-diphosphooligosaccharide--protein glycosyltransferase subunit STT3A
Exons: 18
Coding region: 87-2210 (707 amino acids)
Biological process (GO): post-translational protein modification
Cellular component (GO): membrane
Molecular function (GO): dolichyl-diphosphooligosaccharide-protein glycotransferase activity
Source: RefSeq, a predicted model, not a curated record
UCACAGAGCUGCAUCUACCUCCUCCGACCUCUUCCCGGAUAACCCUCAUUUUACCGCAAGGACACCCCCAAGGAUCAGUCGCCAGGAUGUCGUCUGCCGUACGAGGGAAGCUCCCGUGGCCGCUGCGAAUGUCGUACGACAAACAGGACACGCUGCUGAAGCUCUUUGUCCUGUCCAUCGCUGCUGUACUCUCCUUCUCGACUCGUCUCUUCUCUGUGCUGAGGUUCGAGAGUGUUAUUCACGAGUUUGAUCCGUACUUCAACUACCGAACCACGCGGUUUCUCACGGAGGAAGGUUUCUACAGCUUCCACAACUGGUUUGAUGACCGGGCAUGGUACCCUCUGGGGCGUAUCAUCGGUGGAACCAUCUAUCCUGGUUUGAUGGUGACCUCAGCGACCCUGUACCACGUGCUGCACUUCUUCAACAUCACCAUUGACAUCAGGAAUGUCUGCGUGUUCCUGGCCCCUCUCUUCAGCUCUCUCACCACCCUGGUCACCUACCACCUCACCAAGGAGCUAAGGGACGUGAGUUCUGGCCUGGUGGCGGCCGCCAUGAUCGCGGCGGUUCCCGGCUACAUCUCCCGUUCCGUGGCGGGGUCGUACGAUAACGAGGGCAUCGCCAUCUUCUGCAUGCUGCUGACCUACCUGCUCUGGAUCAAGGCGGUCAAAACCGGUUCUCUGUUCUGGGGAGCCAUGUGUGCUCUGGCCUACUUCUACAUGGUGUCGUCGUGGGGAGGUUACGUGUUCCUGAUUAACCUGAUCCCGCUCCACGUGCUGGCACUCAUGGCUACCGGACGCUUCAGCCAUCGCAUCUACGUCGCUUACUCAGCGGUGUACAGUUUGGGCACCCUGCUGUCCAUGCAGAUCUCCUUUGUGGGAUUCCAGCCUGUCCAGUCUUCAGAACACAUGGCUGCCCUGGGUGUGUUUGGUCUGUGCCAGAUCCAUGCCUUUAUUGACUACCUGCGCUCCAAGCUGUCCAAAGAGUACUUUGAGAUCCUGUUCCGGACCAUGGCUCUGUUUGUAGGCACUGCUGUCACCGGUGUCGGGGCUGUCCUCAUGGCUUCUGGCAAAAUCGCUCCAUGGACCGGCCGUUUCUACUCCCUGUUGGACCCGUCCUAUGCGAAGAACAACAUCCCCAUCAUCGCGUCUGUGUCUGAACAUCAGCCCACUACAUGGUCGUCUUUCUACUUCGACCUGCAGAUGCUGGUCUUCAUGUUCCCUGUUGGUCUGUACUACUGCUUCUGCAGACUGACUGAUGCCAACAUCUUCAUUGUCAUCUACGGCAUCACCAGCAUCUACUUUGCAGGUGUGAUGGUACGUCUGAUGUUGGUGUUAGCUCCUGUUAUGUGUAUCCUGUCUGGCAUUGGUGUGUCUGGCAUCCUCAGCACAUACAUGAAGAACCUGGACAUCUCCAAGGUCCAGAAGAAGACCAAGAAAACUGACACCAACUACCCUAUCAAGAAUGAGGUUGCGAGUGUGGUGAUCAUGAUGAUGUCCCUGUUCCUGAUCACGUACACAUUCCACUGUACCUGGGUCACGUCCGAGGCCUACUCCAGCCCCUCCAUCGUUCUCUCCGCCCGCGGCGGUGACGGCAGCAGGAUCAUCUUCGACGACUUCAGGGAGGCCUACUAUUGGCUCAGGCACAACACUCCGGAGGAUGCCAAGGUGAUGUCGUGGUGGGAUUAUGGGUAUCAGAUAACAGCCAUGGCCAACAGGACUAUACUGGUGGACAACAACACCUGGAACAACACUCACAUAUCCAGGGUCGGACAGGCCAUGGCAUCGAGUGAGGAACAUGCCUACGAGAUCAUGCGAGAACUGGAUGUAAAUUACGUCCUGGUCAUCUUUGGUGGUCUCACAGGCUACUCUUCUGAUGACAUAAACAAGUUCCUGUGGAUGGUUCGUAUUGGAGGCAGUACGGAGAAGGGUGAGCACAUCAAGGAACACGACUACUACACGCCGUCAGGAGAGUUCCGUGUAGACCGCGAGGGCUCCCCCACCCUGCUCAACUGUCUCAUGUACAAGAUGUGCUACUAUCGCUUCGGCUCUGUCUACACCGAAGGAGGCAAGCCCACUGGCUACGACCGUGUCCGCAACGCUGAGAUCGGCAACAAAGACUUCGAGCUGGAUGUCUUAGAAGAAGCGUACACAACCGAACACUGGCUGGUCCGCAUCUACAAAGUCAAAGACUUAGAAAACAGGGGAAUCUAGUCUCUUAACACACUUUAUAUACAGAGUACUGUAUUACCAAGAUUUUGCAUAUGAAAGUAUCAAGACACGAUAGAUAUGAAAAUACCUAGACAGAUUUUGAUACAUCCGCCAAUAUGAUAAGCAAUAUCAUCAGAAUAAUACUUUUAACAUCAGAAACAGUCGUGGUAAAACUGCCAUACCACUGUAAGAAUGGUCAAAGCUUCAACCCAAAUACCAGCUUGGAUAAGAAGUAUGAAUCUGUAAUGUAAAGACUCAAUGAAGGUUAGAAAUCCAUGUAGAGCAUAAUGAUAAUUAUGUAAUUUACAAAAUACUAGUAACCAAGCAACUGGAAAAAUUUGGAAGUGUCAGACAUUUCAGAUAGUAUCAACAACUUUUCAUUAGUUUUUAGUGACUGAGAAAUAUGUUACAGUGACUGAUGAAAAAUAGCAGAAGCUAUAAGAAAUGUCUGACUGUUCAGGGAAUUUUUCCAAUUGCUUGAUGUAAAGACUUCAUUUUCUGUAACAUCACACUGUAGCUUGGAUCGAAACAUCACAUUAACACAAGAAAAUGUAACUGGUAGAGCUCUUUUUAGAUGUAUAAUUUUUUGUACUUCAGUCUAUAUGUGACAAAAUAUUUGUCACAUUGUACUUCUCUAAGAGUCUAAAAUAGGUUUCACUUUGUGUCUUCUCUGUGCGGCUUAAGAUGUCAGAACUAUCUAAGUAAAGGACCGGUCUACAGUGUUCUACUUUGUACUUCACAUUCCUGUUACAACAAGGUAUAAAAGCCACUGACUACUACUUCUGAUGACUGCUUGUUUUAAUGAGAACAUAUUAAAUCUGAUUCCAGUCGA